Molecule: messenger RNA, 661 nt
Organism: Pollicipes pollicipes
Lineage: Eukaryota; Metazoa; Arthropoda; Thecostraca; Pollicipedomorpha; Pollicipedidae
Product: 60S ribosomal protein L18
Exons: 5
Coding region: 51-617 (188 amino acids)
Biological process (GO): translation
Cellular component (GO): ribosome; cytosolic large ribosomal subunit
Molecular function (GO): RNA binding; structural constituent of ribosome
Source: RefSeq, a predicted model, not a curated record
GGUGUGGCGCGGCGCUUCCUUUCCUGCGCUCCCAUCGAAAUUGGCGAAAGAUGGGCAUCGAUAUUUGUCAUAAGCACGAGCGUAAGAGUCGGCGCACUGAGCCCAAGUCUCAGGAUGUCUACCUGCGUUUGCUGGUCAAGCUGUACCGGUUCUUGGCGCGCCGCACCGGCUCCAAGUUCAACCGGAUCAUCCUGCGCCGCCUGUUCAUGAGCAAGCUGCACCGGCCGCCCAUGUCGCUGGCGCGCAUCAUCCGGUUCAUGAACCAGCCGGAGCGCAAGGACCGCAUCGUCGUCGUGGUCGGCACCGUGACCAACGACGUGCGCAUCUUCAAGAUCCCCAAGAUGACUAUCUGCGCACUGCGCGUGACUGAGCAGGCGCGCGCGCGCAUUCUGAAGGCCGGCGGCGAGAUCAUCACGUUCGACCAGCUGGCGCUGCGUGCGCCCACCGGCAAGAACACGGUGCUGAUGCAGGGUCGCCGCACGGCGCGUGAGGCCAACAGGCACUUCGGCCUGGCCCCGGGCAUGCCGCACAGCCACACCAAGCCUUACGUGCGCAGCAAGGGUCGCAAGUUCGAGCGGGCGCGUGGUCGCCGCUCGUCGUGCGGCUACAAGAAGUAGGCGAUCGCAGUGGACGUUCAAUACAUGGGAUCCGAGCGACGCGC